AUGGCCCGUCGUGCACAGCGCAACAAGCGUCUCCACCGCCCGCCCACUCCGCGCUACCUGCGCACCGAAAAUGGGCUCGAGCGCGUCGACGAGCGCUUCCGCACUGACAGUCCCCCGGUGCCCCGGUUGAUCAAGGAAGCCCAAAAGCGGCGUGUCACAUUUGCCGACCAUGAUGAGGUCAUUGUCGAUAAGAAGCCGAGGGAGAAGAGCCCGGAAAUUUUUGAGCCAUUCGAGCCGCUCUCCCCUCCCCGAGCCCUCGCCACCAGCUUCUCCGUCAGCCUCGACACCCUCAGCGAGGAUGAGGAAUGC
Mesorhabditis spiculigera is the source of this 309-nucleotide messenger RNA. Lineage: Eukaryota; Metazoa; Nematoda; Chromadorea; Rhabditida; Rhabditidae. The record is from the annotation of a GenBank genome assembly.